Molecule: messenger RNA, 1095 nt
Organism: Debaryomyces fabryi
Lineage: Eukaryota; Fungi; Ascomycota; Pichiomycetes; Serinales; Debaryomycetaceae
Exons: 1
Coding region: 1-1095 (364 amino acids)
Cellular component (GO): cytoplasm
Molecular function (GO): cysteine synthase activity; pyridoxal phosphate binding
Source: RefSeq, a predicted model, not a curated record
AUGAUUAGAACUAGUAUUCGUCGCUUGACAAUAAGCAGGAAUCACGAUAUUAAGCUUCCAUUCGUGCCUUUGGUUUCGGAAAAUGGUAUUCCACUGGCAAUUGGAAAUACACCUCUUAUCCGGUUACCCAGGAUCUCCGACGAAAUCGGUAGAAAUGUGUACGCUAAAGCUGAAUUUAUGAACCCAGGAGGAUCGAUUAAGGAUAGGGCUGCGUUAUAUGUGAUCAAGGAUGCUGAAGAAAAGGGUUUGAUCAAGCCUGGUGGAACCAUUGUGGAAGGUACUGCUGGUAAUACUGGGAUUGGGUUAGCCCAUGUAUGUAGAGCUAAAGGGUACAAAUGUGUGAUUUAUAUGCCAAACACCCAAUCCAAGAAUAAAAUUGAAACCUUGAGAUUGUUGGGAGCUACCGUGCACCCGGUUCCAGCGGUCCCAUUUGACAAUCCAGAGAACUAUAAUCAUCAGGCAAAGAGGUUCGCUGAAUCUCAAGAAAAUGCUGCCUGGACGAACCAAUUCGACAAUACUGCAAACAGACAGGCUCACAUCGAAACUACUGGGCCUGAAAUUUGGUCCCAAUUGAACGGUAAAGUAGAUGCAUUCACCUGUUCCACAGGUACUGGUGGUACUUUUGCAGGUGUAACUAGAUACUUAAAGGAAAUCUCCAACGGGGCUACCAAAUGUGUUUUAGCUGAUCCACCUGGAUCUGUCUUGUAUUCUUACAUCAAGUCUAAUGGAGAAAAAAUGGAAAGAGGUGGUUCUUCCUUCACCGAAGGUAUUGGUCAAGGUAGGGUUACCGAUAACUUGAAGCCAGAAAUCCCAUUGAUAGAUGACGCAUUAAAGAUCACCGAUGAAGAAUCAAUUGCAAUGUUGUACCGUUUGUUGGAUGAAGAAGGAUUAUAUAUCGGUGGUACCGGUGCUUUGAAUGUUGUUGCUGCUGUCAAAGUUGCCCAAUCAUUACCAGAAGGUUCAAAUGUUGUCACUUUGUUAGCUGAUUCUGCUCACAAAUACAGUGACCGUAUUUUCUCUCAAAGCUGGUUACAAUCGAAGGGUUUGUUUGAUGCUUUACCUUCCCAUUUGAAGAAAUACGCCACUCUCGAGUAA